GGGGAAGAGAGGAGCCGCACAAGAGCAAAGAAAGCAAGAGAAAGGAGAACAGUCCGCAGGGAGAACUUCCAGUGCGUUGGCCUUCUUGUGCGACUCAUAUCUCACGAUAUACUCAUUCAAGAGAGGCGUGAGAGGUGUCCACUGAAAUCUGCCGAAGAGAGGAAUCCAUAGGCGUACGGUUUGAAGAAAACGGAUCAGGUUAAGGCCUCCAAAUCAUCCGAACAGAACGCAACCUCGCAGAAUACGUUUUUGGUAUUCAAAGGAACGAAUUCGCCGGAAAACACCCGUUCUAGGGACUGUUUUCGUGUCAACGUUUAGGGGUUGAGCUAGCACUGUGAGGAGGCUGCUUAACACUCAUAUUUAAGCAAGGAAUCAGUUCUUAAUCCACCUUGGCCGAAGCUUUGACCAUUGGAUCAAGAAGGAGAAAUUUAAAGCUCAUUUAAGGUUGAGGCUAGAGCUUGCUACCUGUGCUUGUUGAUCGGGCGAUCAUCUCGGAGGGGAAGACUUGGUAAGCUAGUGUACAUGAGUAUCAAUGAAUGCCGCAAGAGUUUUGACAGGUAUGGAGGCUCUCUUUGCCAUGAAAAAGAAGAAGGAGAGGGCUCAGGUCAAGAAGAAGGAGAAAAAGGAGCCCUCGGGCCAAAAGCCCAUUGAUGAGGUCUUCCCGAAGGAGGUUGUGGAGCCUUCUGCUGAUGUUGCCCUUGCUACUGAGGCCGGGGGGCCGAAGGUCGAGGUGGCCGCCCAGAAGAAGAAGGGAGGCAAGGGGGUGGAGCCCCCGAUCAAGAAACAGAAGGUUGCCGGGGGCACCGUUGGAAUGGUGCCCCCCCCCCAUAGUAAUUGAUGAGCAACCCUCCGCUGACUCCCCGGCCGUUGACACUCCGAUGGCUCAGACAGAUCUUCCCCCGGAGGACUUGCCUCGGGAGAUUCUUCAGCUCUCCCUCGCCCCGGGGGCAUCUGUGCUGCACGGUUCAGCUGAACCGAUGUCUAUCCUGAGGGGGAUUACCUCGAUGAUGGAUAAGCAAGCCCUCUCCACCUACGACGACGACGCCCUCGAGAGCAAGGCCCUUCGAUCGUCUCUGGCUGCGUGUAUAGCCCUCGGUGAGCAGGCCCGAAGGCGCGAGGAGUGGCGCCGUCAUAAGGCCGAGCUAGAGGAGUCCGUGAAGGAGCUGAUCCAUGACAAGGACGUUUGCCUCCGGGCGGUGUGCAAGCUGGAGGAUGCCCUUCGGCAAGCGGAGCUGAAGCUGAAGAAGGCCAGAGAUGACGGCAAGGCCGAGGGCAAGGCAGAGGCCGAGAGGGUUGCGGCCGAGGAGAGGAAGCAAGCGGCUGAGGAAUCAUAAGCCCGGGCUGUCGUCAAAGCCCGAGAAGAGGCCAUCGCUGGGUUCAUCUCCGAGGGUUGGAAGGCCGAGGGCCAGAGGGAGUGGGUGGCUUCCGUGGUGAAGGCCUCGAUCGAGGAGUGGGUGAAAGGCCCCGGGCUCGACUGGAUGAACGAGAGGGGCGACACCUAUUAUCAAGCCGAUGAGUUCUUCACCCAGCAUCUGGUUUACCGGAGGCUCGCCCGGCAUUUCGGCACCUCCCUGGAGGAGUUUGACCCCUCGGUGUAUGACCUUCCCCCAUUGCAGCCAGAUGUGAGAGCCCCCCUCCCCGAGGGCGACGAGCGCCCGGUGAUUCAUGAUUCUAUGAUGAUGAGCGGCGAAGAUGAUGGUGCUGCCGUCG
This is a messenger RNA of Cuscuta europaea, 1710 nucleotides long. The record is from the annotation of a GenBank genome assembly. Lineage: Eukaryota; Viridiplantae; Streptophyta; Magnoliopsida; Solanales; Convolvulaceae.